AUGCCACUCGAACCUCAGGGACCACAUUAUUACUCCAUCGCUGAGCCAUUUAACAUGGAUACCGCCACCCAAGCGAAAGCAGAAGCUGGGGAGCCGUCUGCAUCGAUGGAUAAGAAUUUGCUAAAGCGAUUGGAUCGGUUUGAGGAAUUCAUAAGGAAAAGCCAAGGUUUGAACAAACAAGGAGGUCUGGACUACAACGAGCUAUGCCUAUUUCCGGAUAUGCAAUUGCCCAUGGGUUUCAAAACGCCCAAGUUUAGCAAGUAUGACGGAAUGGGCAACCCCAAGACGCAUCUCCGAAUGUUUGCCAACAAGUUGGGCAAGCCAAUAGAUGACGAGAAUCUACCAGUUCAUUUGUUUCUUGAAAGCUUAGAAGGCGAUGCACUGGACUGGUAUUCCAAUUUGAAGCCUGAGGAUAUGAGGACAUGGAUGGACUUAUCAACCACUUUUGUAAGGCAAUACGAAUACAAUUGCGAGCUGGCUCCAACGAGGACCACAUUGGAGGGAACCAAGAGGAAACCAUCCGAGGACCACAAGACAUAUGCGAAGAGAUGGAGGAAAUUGGCCGCCAAGGUGGAGCCUCCCAUGACUGAAGAUGAGAUUGUUCGUACGUUCAUCAAAACUCAUGACCCGCCCUACUUUGAGGAGAUUUUUCGCAUGACGGGAUGGUCAUUUGCAGCAAUUAUCAAUAAGUUGGAGGAAUAUGACGAAUACGUCAAAGCAGGGAAAAUUGUCAAUGUAUCAGCUUUAAAAUCACAGUUGGACGCCUUGCAAGGUCAAAGUAAUAAUAGAAGGGAGCCUCAACGUAAGAAGAAAGAGGAGGAAACUACUUUUGUGUGGGACCAAGGACCGUUUUCAAGACCCAGAUCCUAA
Molecule: messenger RNA, 870 nt
Organism: Coffea eugenioides
Lineage: Eukaryota; Viridiplantae; Streptophyta; Magnoliopsida; Gentianales; Rubiaceae
Exons: 1
Coding region: 1-870 (289 amino acids)
Source: RefSeq, a predicted model, not a curated record